GGAGACUGCUCCAGUGACAUCAUGCUCCACUAAUGUCCCGCCUACGCUCACACAGAAAUCCGUACGGAUUUAUAGAGUGUGGGGUCCGGGUCUCCUAGCAACGCCCGAACCCGGAGCGGGUCACGAGCACCAGCCAUUGUGCACUGAGCGGGACCGUGAGCUUGAACUUGUGUGCAGCCGCCACAGGACCGAGUCAGUGCAUCACCUCCCCCUCCUCCUCCUGCUGCCGGGAUAUAGAGGGAAGCGGCCAGUGCGGGAGAAAGGUUUCUUUGUUAUCAGUCGGGCUCCCAGGCCGGUACCACUCGUCACCUCACCGGCAAAAUGUGGCAACUGAGCGCUGCGCUUUCUUUUUAAGUGUGCUUUGAUUGCACUGAGCAUGCGCAGAGGCUUUGCCAUUCAGCUCACUCGCUCGCUUAUAAGCCCACCUGUGUGCUCCGCCAGUUGCAGUCGGGAGUCACAUCCGCGGGACAGGACUUUAUUAUUAUUAUUCUGCUCCGGCCUCACCGACCACCUCGGCACUAGGGAAUCCGUGCAUCGUCGGCGGGGAAUGGACGCAGGCUUGGGCACGUUCCAUUGGCAGCACUUCGGUACCUACUGCACAUGGAGCGCUUGGUGAGAGGCAGAUGUGGGUAGGGGCUCGGGUCGGGUUCCCCGUUCUACAAUCGGUGUCGCUAUGCAAGUGGGAUCGUCCCGAGAAAACCUUCACUCUGGAGACAGCAACUGCCAGGGAUCCCAUUCCCAUUGGACACAUUCUGCUUUGCACCCCAAAACCCUGCUUAACCCGGACUAUAAUGAGCCCAGCAGCGGCUCCCCAUUCUGCUGCUUCCCCUCGAUAUCCUGCCAGCAUUCUGCGGGCCCUCUGGCUCCUCUUCCUCCUACUGGGAUUCUGCCAGUCAGUGGAAAACAGGUGUUCUUCUUCCAGUGCAACGACAUGUGUGAAAUGCCUUGCCCAGGGGCCAGAAUGCGGAUGGUGUACUCAAGAGGAUUUCCUGGCGGAUUCCACAGAAAAUGAAAGAUGUGACACAGCUCCUAAUUUAAAGUCUAAAGGGUGCAGACAAGAUUCAAUAGAAUAUCCUACAGCCCAUGCUCAGCCUCUGAGUAGCAGGGACAGCAAUAGUCAAGUCACACCAGCUGAAGUUUCAGUACACAUUAGACCAGGAGCAAAGGUUAACUUCCUGCUAAAAGUGCACCGUCUAGAGAAGUAUCCAUUGGAUAUUUAUUAUCUGGUCGAUAUAUCUGCGUCAAUGCACAAAAGUAUAGCAAGGCUCAAUUCCGUAGGAUUUGAUCUUUCCCAGGAAAUGGCAAAUUUUUCGGAGGAUAUAAAAUACGGUUUUGGAUCAUUUGUGGAUAAGCCAGUCUCACCCUAUAUAAGUAUUCAUCCACAGAAAAUUAAAAAUCAGUGCAGCGCUCUUGAUCUGGUUUGCAUGCCACCCCAUGGAUACAUUAAUGUGCUGCCCUUAACAUACAAUACAACAAAAUUCAAAAAUAUUGUUGGUAAGCAGAGAAUUGCCGGGAAUAUUGAUACUCCUGAAGGUGCAUUUGACGCAAUGCUGCAGGCAGCUGUUUGCAAUACAGAUAUUGGCUGGCGCAAAGAAGCAAUGCAUUUGCUCAUUUUGAUGACAGACCAAACCUCUCACUUAGCACUUGAUAGCAAAUUAGCAGGGAUAGUCACUCCUAAUGAUGGCAGUUGCCACCUUAAAGACAAUGUUUACAUCAGGUCGUCGGAUAUGGAGUAUCCAUCCUUGGGUCUUCUUGGAGAAAAGCUAACAGAAAACCACAUAAGUGGAGUUUUUGCUGUGCAAGGACCACAGUUUAAUUGGUAUAAGGAUCUGUUACCAUUAUUACCUGGAACAGCUGCAAGACAGUUGGACCCCUUUGCAUCAAACAUGAAAGACUUGGUGUUUGAUGCAUAUCAGAUGCUUCUAUCAGAAGUAAAAAUUGAAGUGGAUAAUCCUAUUAAAGGGAUUCAUGUUCAUGUAACUGCUAUAUGUCCCGAUGGGACUAGACGUUCGGGGAAAGAAGGAUGUCAAAAUGUUAAAGCCAAUGAAAAGGUGUUUUUCAAUGUAACCCUUACAAUGGACACUUGUGAUGUAGGUAAUGGACGUGACUACAUUGUACUUAGACCCCUUGGUUUCAAUGAAACUGCUAUAAUAAAGGUGCACAGAGACUGUACCUGUCCGUGUAACAGCGUAUCACAGGCCAAAGGAAAGUGUGUGACGGAUGAUUCUGCAGACUGUCAAACCAUUCCAUGUAAAGAAGAAACCUGCAGCUCGGAUGAGUUAGACUUUGCGUCUGAAAGCUGCAGGGCUUCCCCAUCUCAGCAAGUCUGCAGCGGCCGAGGCGUGUGCUCAUGCGGAAAAUGCUUUUGUCAAAAAACCAAACUGGGAGCAAUAUAUGGGAAAUACUGUGAAAUGGACAACUUUUCUUGCCCAUACCAUCACGGGAAACUGUGUUCUGGUAAUGGAGAUUGUGAGGAUGGGAAAUGCAGAUGCUUUAACGGCUGGGAAAGUGAUCGCUGCCAUUGUGCUUCCUCACUUAAAAAACACUGUAUGAACCCAAACGGCCAUGUGUGCAGCGGCAGAGGGGUGUGCCAGUGUGGCAAAUGCCAGUGCACUGAUGCCAAAAGCUUUGGCCCUUUGUGUCAGUACUGCACUGAUAACUGGAAUUGUGAACACUUCCAAGGCUCCAUCAAUGUUUCUGAAUCUGAAGGGAAUCUGUAUAAAACUGCAUGUGAUUUGCUGGUUUAUUACAUUGAUCAGACUUCAGAAUGCUUUUCAGAUCCUCGGAUCCUCACCAUUUUUUUCAUCAUUUCUAUUGUUACAUUUCUGCUGGGAAUUCUGACUGUGCUUCUAACGAGGCAUGUUAUCCUACACCACCAUAAAGCCAGAGACAGGUCUGCGUCCAGUUAUAGGGCACCUACAAACAAGAAGGAUAAAUGUGUGCUGCACAAUGUGUACACUCGGACAGUGACAUACACGCGUGAAAAACCAGACAACAUCAAUAUAGACAUCAGUAAAAUGGAAGCAGCUGAGACAUUCAAGUGUAACUUCUGAAGAACUGUGUUCACCCAGUAAUGUUUCACUACUUUGGUUCUGGUAUGUCGGCUGUCAGUAUUGUUGCUGGCAUAUAACUAAAACCAACUGUUAUCUUUAAUUAUGUAGCUGCUGUAAGGCCUGUGGCACCAGGGCAGAUUUGGGGCAUUUAGAUGGCUCCCUUGCAGGUGAUUUUUCACAUCGCAAUAAACAUCUGUAAACUGCCCUGUGUGCCAUAGGCCCAUUCAAUGUGCAUUACUACUGUGUGGUACCACUGAUAAAUGUAGCACUUUAUUUUAUUUGUGUCUUCUAUAUUUUAUGACUGUUUCCAAUAUUUUUAAUAAGAUAAAGCAAAAAAAAGCACUGGUUACACUUUAGCUAGGAAUUUGUGCACUCAGAAUGUUACAUUGAAAAUCUGGAACUGAGACUAAGCCAAAAAAACACAAUAUUGUAUAUACAUGUAUAUCCAGAAUGCUCGAGAACUGUGGCUUUUUGGAUAAGGGAUCUUCAGUAAUUUGGAUCUCCAUACCUUAGGUCUGCAAAAAAAAAUAAUUUAAACCUAAAGUAAACCCAAUAACAUUGCUUUGCCAUCAAUAUGGAUUCAUAUAGCUUCGUUUUCAUCAAGUACAAGGUACUGAUUUUAAAGGGAAUCACUUUUAAAAAUUAUAAAUUAAAUGCUUAAAAUGGAGUCUAGGGGAGACAGCCUUCCUGUAAUUCGGAGCUUUCUUUAUAAGCGUAUGCUGAUGUCAAUUGGCAAAGUACAGCAAUUGUUAUUAAAGUGGACUUAAGCUUUAUAUUGCUCCUUCCCUAUGCUUUGUGCUUGUGUCAGAUUGUUAGUGGCAAGGUGGGGGAAUGACAAGGUAACUGCAGCUUUUUAGACAUUAAUCAGCAAGGUGAUUUGUCCCAAGAGAACUGUCUAAAAAUAAACAGCGCUGGGAUUUUUUAAUGUCUCAAAAGGAUGGAACUUCUAAAAUCAAUUUCAAUGUGCCAUGUUACAUUCUUAUAUGCUAGGGUUACACUAGGGGCCUUAUUUAUCAAAAUCCGAAUUUUUCUGUCUAUAUAAAGAAAAAAAGUCCGACCAAACUAGAAUCCACAAUUAGACCGUAUUUAUUAUUUUAAAAGGACGACUUAAUCAGAUCGGCGACACACGAAAAAAAUCCAGCGAAAAGUCGAAUCAUUCAAAUUCUUCAAAUCUUUCCACGUAAAGUCAGAAAUAGUCGGAUUUUCGGGCUAAUUCCAGUGCAGAUGACAGAAACUUUCAAAUAGGUUAGGGACCUCUACCAUUGACUUAUACAACAUCAGUAGGUAUGAGAAGCUAGAUUUUCGGAUUCAUACGUUUUCCCAUCCUCGGGGUAUAAUAAACCUCGAAAAAUUUGAGUUUUACUUUUAUUAAAAAAAGACUCAAAUUUUUCUUGCUUUUUGUCGGACUUUAAUAAAUAACCCCCUAAGUGUGUUGUUUUAUGUCAGCAAAUUUGUGCCUUACCUGACAUUUACUUGUGUCGUGUUGUUAUUGAAUAUAUCUUAUCUUUUGUAAUAUUGCCAGUAGGAAGCAGAAUCUAAAUCCCAGCCAAUAGGAAAUGUUUAUCUGCAAUUGUAAUUGUUCCCCCCAACAGGGGGUUAAACUCCCCUCUUAGGCUUGAAUUCCAAUUGCAAAUGGAAAAAUAUAAAGGCUUAUUUAUUAUGGCACUGGCACAGGAGCCCCCUAUACCCAAAGGACUUGCAUUACUGCAGGCUGCAAUAUUGACUUGUCCCAAACAAACAGAACACAGCAUUCACUUGAAAGUGCACGGGGGUUCUGUAGUUAAAGCCUGCACUAAGUAGGUGCUAAAUACAGGGCCCCAAAUCACCCAGCAUGCACUGGCACUCCCAACUUUUGCCAGGGAAUAUGCAUAUGCUUCUCAUGUGUCACCUCCUCUUUAUUCAGCACAGGCAGGAGCAAGCAAGACAGGCACAAUUCUCCAGCCUCCAUUCUGGUCAUGGCAGGUGUAUAAUGGAUGAAUAGCAUGACACUUUGCUCUUGUUCUUUGCACUUUGCACCGUACACACCAGCAGCGGCUCAUAAUAAACAAGCCCUGUAGUCUUGGACUAGAUGUUCUCACUGUGACUGAGGAUAUUGAUGUGAUUCAGAAGCAUCUGCCAGAAUCCCUUUCCUAGGCUCUACAGAACUGGAUUAGGUUUGAUACUAAACAUUAUAACAUAGUGUUGGGAUUUCAGGUCCUGUUAUGUUAUGAGGAUGUUUGUAAAGUGUCUGGAGGAAGCAACUUCUAUUAUGCAGGUGACUGAAUUCUGAUGUGACUGCCAACAUGCAUAUAUUUUUUUUAAAUAAAAUCGUACCAUAC
Molecule: messenger RNA, 5371 nt
Organism: Xenopus laevis (African clawed frog)
Lineage: Eukaryota; Metazoa; Chordata; Amphibia; Anura; Pipidae
Gene: itgb8.L
Product: integrin subunit beta 8 L homeolog
Exons: 14
Coding region: 624-3053 (809 amino acids)
Biological process (GO): cell surface receptor signaling pathway; cell adhesion mediated by integrin; cell-cell adhesion
Cellular component (GO): integrin complex; plasma membrane; cell surface
Molecular function (GO): integrin binding
Source: RefSeq, a predicted model, not a curated record